AUGGCUUCAGAUCAAGAAAGAGAAAUGGCAAAUCCACACAAAAACAAGCGUGCAGGGUGGACAUGGUUCAGAACAUUCCAAUACAACAAGAAGGACGACAAACCUGCCGAUGCUCGUAACGUUCUGCUAAUAGUUGCAGCCCUCAUCACGGCAGUGAUAUUCGAAGCGGAUGUGAAUCCUCCAGGGGGUGUUUGGCAAGACAGUGAUAAAGACCAUACAGCAGGAAGAGCCAUUUAUGCUUCCCACAAGGAAUUCUUUUAUGUGUUUUUUAUAUCAAACACUGUGGCACUUUCUUCAUCAAUCUUGGUCAUAAUUUCCCUGACUUACAGAUUCCCUUUUCAUUUUGAGCUUUGGGUUUCCACAGUUUUCAUGGUCAUAACUUAUGGGUCCGCAAUAUUUGCCAUAACUCCUAAUGAAUCUAAGUUUAGAUACCUUUUGACUACAGCUGCUCUGCCUUUUCUGGUGAGAUUCAUUGGGGAAGUGUUCAAAUGGUGCAAAAGUCAAAAUUCCAAUUCCAGUGUAGAGCCUCGAUUGGCUAGUAAUGUGGAUGAUAAUGUGGAGAUGUCUAAUGUUUAA
Molecule: messenger RNA, 576 nt
Organism: Ziziphus jujuba (common jujube)
Lineage: Eukaryota; Viridiplantae; Streptophyta; Magnoliopsida; Rosales; Rhamnaceae
Exons: 1
Coding region: 1-576 (191 amino acids)
Source: RefSeq, a predicted model, not a curated record